This is a messenger RNA of Lates calcarifer (barramundi perch), 940 nucleotides long. It is a transcript of the gene isg15, whose product is annotated as ISG15 ubiquitin like modifier. Gene Ontology annotation, biological process: protein ubiquitination; modification-dependent protein catabolic process. The transcript has 2 exons. Lineage: Eukaryota; Metazoa; Chordata; Actinopteri; Centropomidae. Gene Ontology annotation, molecular function: protein tag activity; ubiquitin protein ligase binding. Gene Ontology annotation, cellular component: cytoplasm; nucleus. The record is from RefSeq and is a predicted model, not a curated record. The coding region runs from base 148 to 645 and encodes 165 amino acids.
AAACGAAUCUGUAAGUGGGGUGGGAGGGAGUUGAUCAGCUGAGACAGCCUGGAUAUAAACAGCCGAGUCAACCUUCAAGCGCAGCAUUGCCUGAGCUGAAGACUUGAAGAGGAGUUUGCUGUUUAGUAUCAGAAGACCACUUUCAACAUGGAUAUAAUCAUCACUAUGCUGAGUGAGACCCGGACAGUGAGGGUUCACGCACAGGCCACAGUUGGAGAUCUGAAAAAAAUCAUCCACGAGAAGCUGGGAGUCCCCCCUCAGAGACAGAAGCUGGUUUUUGUCAACGGUCAGAGGACGGAUCUCAGCAACGAUUCACAGCCCAUCACCUACUACGGCGUUCAGUCUGGAUCCAGGGUGUCCCUGCUGGUGACCGAGCCGCAAGUCGUCCAGGUGUUCCUCAAAAACGACAAAGGGAAUAUUAAUACCUAUGAUAUCAAACCCGAUGAGGCAGUCAGUAACUUCAAGCGCAGGGUCCAGAGCAGAGAGGGGGUGCCGACGGACCAGUUCUAUCUGACUUAUGAAGGCAAGCAGCUGAUGGAUGGUAGUAAACUGUCUGACUACAACAUCGGGGAGAUGAGCACCAUCAACAUGUGUCUGCGUCUGAGAGGAGGCUGGGGACACUCUGACAUGGCUGAGAUAUCAUAGUAAUAAGCACUAAAUCAAGUUAAUACCUAUUGUUUUAUUUAAGUUACGUGAACACAAAGCACUCUGAUCGUUAGUUUAUUUUUAUAUUUAUUUUAUUAUUUCGAAAAAUGAACAGCCUACUUUACUUAGGCUUUAUGUGGUGUGAUUCAGUUAUGUGUUAAAAACAUGUUUUGGUUCACUGUGUUACUUUGUAUUCUGGCAAUACAAGUGUGACUCUUAACAUUUUUAACUGACAGCAUGACAUAACUAUGUUAGCUGGGCACUGUAAAAACUGAAAUAAAGCCACUAAUGUCAA